AAAACCCCAGAACUUCUUAGGCUAUUGCAGAGGGCGGAGGUGUCACAGCAACUGUGAGAGAGGACAGAGGGCUCAGCAACCAGACUCACAAGCAGAGCAGACAGCAUUCAACACUUCACACAGGCGGCUUUCUUUAGCACUAAAGGAUUUUGCUUCAGAGACAAAAGAACACGCUAGACAUGGCCUCAGACAUCCACAUGCCAAAACCCAUAUGUCUCAUUGAGAACACUGAGGAGCAGCUUGUGGUCAACCUGGAGGCUCUGGGUUAUCUGUCUGCCAUCAAGGAGCCAGUGGUGGUGGUGGCAAUUGUGGGUUUCUACCGCACAGGCAAAUCCUACUUGAUGAACAAGCUGGCUGGGAAGAAUGCAGGCUUCUCUCUGGGCUCCACAGUGCAGUCUCACACCAAGGGGAUCUGGAUGUGGUGUGUGCCUCAUCCCCAGAAACCAGGACACACUCUAGUUCUGCUUGACACUGAGGGCCUUGAAGAUGUUGAGAAGGGAGACAACCAGAAUGACUGCUGGAUCUUUGCCUUGGCGGUCCUCCUCAGCAGCACCUUCAUCUACAACAGCAUAGGAACCAUCAACCAGCAGGCCAUGGACCAACUGCACUAUGUUACAGAGCUGACUGAUCUUAUCAAGUCAAAGUCAUCCCCUGAGCAGAGUGGGGUAGACGACUCCGCUAACUUUGUAGGUUUCUUCCCAAUCUUUGUGUGGGCACUGAGAGAUUUCUCCCUGGAGCUGGAAGCUAAUGGAAAACCUAUCACCGCUGAUGAAUACCUGGAACACUCACUGACCCUGAAAAAAGGAUCUGAUGACAAAAUUAAAAGCUUUAAUGAGCCUCGGCUGUGCAUCAGGAAGUUCUUUCCGAAGAGGAAGUGCUUCGUCUUCGACAGGCCUGCUCAGAGGAAGUAUCUUUCCAAACUAGAGACAAUGAAAGAGGAAGAUCUGAGUGAAGAAUUUGUAGAACAAGUUAGAGAAUUCACCUCAUACAUCUUCAGCUCUUCUGAUGUCAAGACUCUGUCUGGUGGCAUCAUAGUCAAUGGGCCACGCCUACAGAGCCUGGUGCUGACCUAUGUCAACGCCAUCCGCAGUGGAGAACUACCCUGCAUGGAAAAUGCCGUCCUGACUUUGGCCCAGAUAGAGAACUCAGCUGCAGUGCAAAAGGCCAUUGAGCACUAUGAAGAACAGAUGAAUCAUAAGGUCCAGCUGCCCACAGAAUCCCUCCAGGAGCUGCUGGACCUGCAGAGGCCUAUUGAGAGUGAGGCCAUUGAGGUCUUCAUAAAGAAUUCUUUCAAGGAUGUAGACCAAAAGUUCCAGAAGGAAUUAGGGGCCCUGCUGGACGCCAAGCUAGAGGCCUUUAUUAAGAAGAACAUGGAUGUGUCAUCAGCUCGUUGCUCAGAUUUGCUGGAGGAUAUUUUUGGACCUCUGGAAAAAGAAGUAAAAGAGGGGACAUUUUCUAAACCAGGAGGUUACUACCUCUUUCUUCAAAAGAAGCAAGAGCUGGAGAAAAAGUAUCACCAGAUUCCUGGGAAGGGGCUGCAGGCAGAAAAGAUGUUGAAAAAGUACUUUGACUCCAAGGACGAUGUGGCUGAAGCACUUCUAAAGGCGGAUCAAUCACUCACAGAAGCAGCAAAGGAGAUUGAAGUGGAACGAAUAAAGGCAGAAGCUGCUGAAGCUGCCAACAGAGACUUAGAAGAGAAGCAAAAGAAGUAUGAGUUGAUGAUGCAGCAGAAGGAAGAGAGUUACCAGGAGCAUGUGAAGCAGUUGACUUUGAAGAUGCAGCAGGAACGGGAACAGUUAAUAAGAGAACAGGACAAUAUUAUAUCUCUCAAACUUCAGGAACAGAAGCGACUUCUCAAUGAAGGGUUCCAGAAUGAGAGCAACAAACUUCAUCAAGAGAUCGACAAAAUCAGGAAUAGCAAACCUUCAGGCUGCACCAUACUCUGAAAGUCUGAUUUUCAAACUGCUCUGCCGAGCAAUCCUUUAUCAAGGAAUAUGUUGACUGAGAACCUUCAACGUUUGAAACAACUGCUAUUAAACUCAAUUCACGUCAACUCAAAAUCACCUGUAACUCCAGGCUAUGGUCACUGUAUGACCCCUGGGCAAUGUCAGAGGAAGUCUCCCUCUGUGCAGAAUGCGUGUAUGAGCAGAGGCUCUGCCUUCUGUGUUUUAGAGAUCUUCUUGACCUGCACCAUCCCCAGGCCACGUAUGUUUCUCCUUUAUAAUCUUCUCUUUUCUUCUUUCCUACCGUAUAGCAUUUACAACCACAGAACAGGCAAAUUUUAAUUAACUCUCAAAAUGAAGUCCUUUUCAUUUCUCUGAGGACUCUGAUUUUUUUUCCUACAGUCCUUCAAAAACUAAACCCCACCUCUACUUUCCUUUUAUUUCCCUGCUGUGACAUCAUGUCUUGAAGUUUCUCAACAAAAGUUAAUAAAAAGUAUUAUCCCACUGUAAUUGUUUCAGAAUAUGUAUUUAAUUUGUACUUUGUUGUAAGAAGGCUGAUAGUUCCUGGUUGCUCAAACCCAAAAUAAUCACUCAGAAAUUAUAUCAUUUUCAAUACUGUUUGUCCAAUAGCUUAACCGUAUUUCUGGCUAACUCUUAUAUCUUAAUUUAACCCAGUUCUAGUAAUCUGUGUAUCGCCAUGUGGCUGUGGCUUACCAGGUAAAGUUCUGUCUGGCUCCAGCUGGGCUACAUGGCUUCUCUCUGACUCUGUCUCCUUUCUCCCAAUAUUCACUAGCGCACGCUAGUUAUUUGUUCUGUAAUGUUGAUUCUAACUGAAAAGAAAUAGAAUUACAUUAUAGUAUUCUUUGUAUCUCUUCUGAUGGCUAAAUCAAGAUUUUUUUUUUACAGCUAACAGGUUGGCAAUGCCUUUUGGGUAGCACAACAGGAGAGUUUACUGUUUGACACUGGAAAUCACAUCUGGGUAAUGGAAUCUUCAGCUAAUUAGAGUUGAUAGGUUGACUCACACACCAAAACUUUCCUUUAUUCAAAGUGUGUAUUAUAGCGCUGGUGAUGUAGCUCAGUCGGUAUAGUGCCUCACAAGCAUGCACAUGAGGAUGAAAGCCAUGAGCAGAAGCAAUCCAAGCUUCUUGUCCAUCAUUCUGCAUGAGUAGGAAAACUAGUGGGCUCAGCUGCAGCUUGCUAAAAUUCCUUUCAAAGUAGAGUAAGGAAGAAUACAGGAUGUUUUGGGAAUGUUUAAAAUUUUUAUUGAUAGUGAUGAAGUAGAACGAGGGCAUUGUGAGCAAUGUAUUCAGGCUAGAGUCUGAACUCAGGAAUGUAUCAAGCACUGAAGCUUAGGUUGGUCCAUGGAGGGAGUAACAAAACCAGGAGUUCCAUGCUUGAAAUGAUAUUGUCUUACCACACAUCACAUCCUGGACAAACUGAGCAGUAAGACAAGGUAUCAGCUACUGCUUACAGACCAGGAUCUAUAGCAACAGACUGCUAAAUGCCUCAGUGGGACCUCUGAAAAAACUGCAAGUAACUGAGGCCAUACAGAGAAGAACAGGGGUGUUGGUUUGUUCAGAGAUUCUGACAGCGAGGGAUCGGCCACCACUGGGAUCUCACAGAGACUCAGAAGCAGGAAGAAAAAUAAAAAAUGAAAAAAAAACACACAGUGAAAGGAAACUUCAUAUAUUUUUCUUGUUAAAGGCUGCUGCUGUGGAAAUGCUGAGAGUGGGUUAACCAUCAGCACAGCACCUAAUGUAUUUGGUUAGUGAAUAUAUGUGUCUGGUUCUAGUGGGCAGUGAGUUAAGAGGAAGUUUUCAGUUAUUGAUGACAAUGAUUUUCCAUAAUUUCCAUAGACUGCCGUCAACUUUGUCUCUGCCUGGAUAUAAUAGUUAAUAUUGUUUGUCAACUUGGCAAAGUCUAGAAUCCCCUGAGAGGCAAACAUCUGGGCACAUCUGUGAAAGGAUUUCAAGACUGGCUAAUUGAGUUUAGAGCACUCACACUGAAUGUGGGCAGUAUCAUUACAGUGGUGGGGGUCUCAGAUAUGGGGGGAGCCUAGGCAGGACUCCAGCAUCCAUCUGUCUCUGCUUCCUGGCUGCAGAUGCAAGGUGCCAGCAGCCUCAAACUCCUGCCACCAUGACAUCUUCUCCAUGGUGGGCUGUAUCCUGUAACCAAGAGCCAAAGGAAACCUUCUAUUCUCCAAGUUCCCUUUGUAAAAUAUUUUGUUGCAGCAGAAAGAAAAAUAACUAAUACAAAACAUUGUUACCCACAGGGGCACCGUUGCUGGGGUCCAUCUGACCAUGUGGCUUUUAGAGCCUACCAAUUAUUACAUGGCCUUAAACGGCAUUCAGCUGCAGACCAAAUUACACAUUCAUGAAAGACUAUGAUAAGCAGCAUUAAGCCAGUGUGCAGUUAUUCUUUCAUUUCAGACAGAGUAACAGGAAGUGUAUCCGCUCUGGUAAAAACCUGAGAGGCGUGUCUCAGGCCAUCAGCCACUUCUCUCUGUUGUAAUUUUCUAGAACUAAACACAACGAUGUCAGUCCUUUGAACAUGUAAACAGAGAAUGUGACCAUUUUAGAGAAGCAUUUGGGGCUUGCUCCAAUCCAUUUCCACAUGUUAGUUUUGUCAAAGUUACCAUGCUAUCAUAGACAUAACAUAAAAUAUAUCAUUUAAAAAGUCUUAGGGAUAAAAUUGCCGGGCACGAAAUACUGUAUGAUGUCACAGCCCUUUAGUUUUAAUUUUUCCAACAUUCUAAAUAGAAAUAAAGUAGAAUGAGUUAGGAAAACCAAUUAGUAGUUUUACUUAAAACAUGGUUUAUAUUGCUCAUUUCCAUGCAUAACUUCAGUUGCUAGCUGGAACAGAACAACCUGGAGAAAUUGUUGAAACAACACGUCAUUGAAUUUGGCAUCCUGACCUGACCCAUGCCUUUUAAGACAAAAGACUGCCUGACACAUGUGCUCCUGUGAAGUCUCACUGGCUUUCCUGCCUUACCUUGUUGUUUUAGAGUUACCAUGAGAAUUCAAAUUGGACCUGGCACAGAAGCCAUUCAGGAGUUUCCUGGAUUCAUCGGGGACAUGUCCUGUCCACUACUCCAAAUGGUGUUGGCAUGCUUAUUAAAGAAAUUCUACCACAACAGAAGCCCCAAGCCAUUAAGAGUCUUUGUAUAAUCUUUUCCUGUCACCUCACCCCAACUUUUGGAAAAUUCUAGUAUGCUUUCUAAUUCUGUAAUUUUAGCUGAUUACUACAUUUUAUAUAAAUAAAAAGAUAAAAUGCC
Messenger RNA from Alexandromys fortis (reed vole), 5217 nucleotides. RefSeq names its product guanylate-binding protein 2-like. The record is from RefSeq and is a predicted model, not a curated record. Gene Ontology annotation, biological process: defense response to Gram-positive bacterium; defense response to protozoan. The transcript has 11 exons. The coding region runs from base 180 to 1946 and encodes 588 amino acids. Gene Ontology annotation, molecular function: GTPase activity; GTP binding. NCBI's taxonomy places the organism in Eukaryota, Metazoa, Chordata, Mammalia, Rodentia, Cricetidae.